AUGUCGACAAUUCAAGAGCUCAUUACUACAUUAUUUAAUUUAGUAUUAAUCCAAUAAUACUUUUUGAGAUUGUUAGUGAUGAUGACACCUGUACAAAAAAUAGAUACCUAUAAUCAAGUAGUUUAAUUGAACAAUUGAAAAUAAUAAUUGAAAUAGUAACUUAAUUUUAACAUAAAAAAACAUUUGAAGCUUAUAAAGCUCUUGAAAAAGAACUUCAAAAAUAUGAAUCUGAAGUAAGGAAUCAUAUUAGAGUAUUUAAAUUGUUUUAUACUAAAGGAUGAGUAUCUAAUGCAGUAGAAUUAAGAUGAUUUAAUAUCAAGACUAGAAGAAAUAGAAAGAGAAAAAAAUGAACUUUUCAGCAACACUAAAUUAACUAUUAUUGUAAAUUAUUUAUAAUCAUAUUGAGAAAUUAAAAAGAGAAAAUGAAGAAUUGUAUUAAAAAGUUAAAUAAUUAACAUUUGAAAUAUAGUAACAUAAAAAUCUCACUGAAAAACUUUUAACUCAUUCUGAAAAAUGUAAAGCUAACGAUUAUCUGACACAUGACUCUACAAAAAUUAGUUAGACUAAAUAUUCAACAAUAGAUAACCAUAAUUAAAAGAUAAUCAAAUUAAAAACACAUACUACUCCUAAAAAAUUGCAUACUGAAACAUCUGUCGAUAUUUCUGUUAUUGCAGCUAUAAAUUAAAAAAGAUUAAGUUAAUAAAUGAUUAAACAAAAUUAUUUUUAAAAAAAGGGAUCAAUAACAUAACAUUAACACAUUAAAAAAAAUAGACGAUCAUGUUCGUUUGUAAAUUAAUAAUUGUAAAUAUUAUUAUAUUAUAAUUAAAGGAAUUUUUUGACAACAAGCAUGUGA
Molecule: messenger RNA, 853 nt
Organism: Paramecium sonneborni
Lineage: Eukaryota; Ciliophora; Oligohymenophorea; Peniculida; Parameciidae
Source: the annotation of a GenBank genome assembly